GCUGUCAACUCUCCCCGAGGUGCGAGUUGGUAGCUACACCUUCUGUGGAGACGGCUGCUAAGAAAGCGAAGAAAUGAGGCAGAAGCGGAAAGGAGAUCUUAGCCCUGCUGAGCUAAUGAUGCUGACCAUAGGAGAUGUUAUUAAACAACUAAUUGAAGCCCACGAACAGGGGAAAGACAUCGAUCUAAAUAAGGUGAAAACCAGGACAGCUGCCAAAUAUGGUCUUUCAGCACAGCCUCGCCUGGUGGAUAUCAUUGCUGCAGUCCCACCUCAGUAUCGAAAGGUCUUGGUCCCCAAGUUAAAGGCAAAACCCAUCAGAACUGCCAGUGGGAUUGCUGUUGUGGCUGUGAUGUGCAAACCCCACAGAUGUCCACACAUCAGCUUUACAGGAAAUAUAUGUGUAUACUGCCCUGGUGGACCUGAUUCAGAUUUUGAAUAUUCCACCCAGUCUUAUACUGGAUAUGAGCCAACCUCCAUGCGAGCUAUCCGUGCUAGAUAUGACCCUUAUCUACAGACAAGACACCGAAUAGAACAGUUAAAACAACUUGGUCACAGUGUGGAUAAAGUGGAGUUUAUUGUGAUGGGUGGAACAUUUAUGGCCCUUCCAGAAGAAUACAGAGACUAUUUUAUUCGAAAUUUACAUGAUGCCUUAUCAGGACAUACCUCCAACAAUAUUUAUGAGGCAGUCAAGUAUUCUGAGAGAAGCCUCACAAAGUGUAUCGGAAUUACUAUUGAGACCAGACCAGAUUAUUGCAUGAAGCGGCAUUUAAGUGACAUGUUGACCUAUGGCUGCACAAGGCUGGAGAUUGGGGUGCAGAGUGUCUAUGAAGAUGUGGCCAGAGAUACCAACAGGGGCCACACCGUGAAGGCAGUAUGUGAGUCAUUUCACCUGGCCAAGGAUUCUGGUUUCAAAGUUGUGGCUCAUAUGAUGCCUGAUCUGCCAAAUGUGGGACUAGAGAGAGACAUUGAGCAGUUUACAGAGUUUUUUGAGAACCCUGCUUUUCGUCCUGAUGGUUUGAAACUCUACCCUACCCUGGUGAUUCGUGGAACUGGGCUUUAUGAGCUGUGGAAAUCAGGAAGAUAUAAGAGUUACUCUCCUAGUGACCUGAUCGAAUUGGUGGCUCGGAUCCUUGCUCUUGUGCCUCCUUGGACUCGAGUGUACCGAGUGCAGAGAGAUAUUCCAAUGCCCUUAGUCAGCUCAGGAGUAGAACAUGGUAAUUUGAGAGAGCUGGCAUUUGCAAGAAUGAAAGACCUUGGAAUACAGUGUCGAGAUGUGAGAACUAGAGAAGUUGGAAUCCAGGAAAUUCAUCACAAAGUACGGCCCUAUCAGGUUGAAUUGGUAAGGAGAGAUUAUGUUGCAAAUGGUGGCUGGGAAACAUUCUUGUCAUAUGAAGACCCAGAUCAAGACAUUUUGAUUGGCCUCCUGCGAUUACGAAAGUGUUCAGAGGAAACCUUCCGUUUUGAAUUGGUUGGAGGUGUUUCUAUAGUCCGAGAGCUGCAUGUGUAUGGAAGUGUAGUCCCUGUAAGCAGUCGGGACCCUACUAAAUUUCAGCAUCAGGGAUUUGGCAUGCUGCUGAUGGAGGAAGCAGAAAGAAUUGCUAGAGAAGAACAUGGAUCUGGGAAAAUAGCUGUUAUAUCAGGGGUCGGCACCAGGAAUUAUUACAGAAAGAUUGGUUACAGAUUACAAGGCCCGUACAUGGUAAAGACACUAAAAUAACAGCCACACUAGUCCACCUUGGUGUAGUAUCCUCCCUGGCGAAAAAGAAAGAUUCAUGAUAUCUUGAAUACUCAGCAGAGAGGCUGAGCAAAGCAAAUGGACCUCCCCUGUCCCCCUGGCAAGGAGCUUCACUCUCUUCCUGCAGCUGUGGAGACUGGAAACUGCUUUUAGGACCAGGCCAGGCAUCUGCUGACCAAGCCUGCAGAGCCUCUGGUGCUCAGAGCUCCCGUGCUGCCCUCUCCUGUGUGUUGUCAAGAAGUCUUAUCAGUUUGUGAGGUUUAAGUCAUGUAUCCAAUUUCUAAAUUCUCCCUGAGGCUUGCUUUGACUCAGACAAAAGCAAAUUAAUCAACUCAUUUGGACACUAUAAUUCAUGAAAUAAAACUAGCUGUUGUCAUUUGAGGAGUAAACUUAGGAGUAGGUUAUUUAUAAUAUACUAUAGGGACAAAAAGUUCAGGUUGGAACAUAUGAGAACUAUCAGACUUUGAUCCCUGGCCUUUAACUACAUAUGCAUUCCUGCACCAGAAAAUGAGUUUUUGUUUUCAUGGAAAUCAUUUUGUUUCCUGUGCCAAUGUAUGAAAUAACAGUGUGACGGGGAGAGAGGAAUUGAGGUUUUAGGUUUGUGUUUCAAGCUUGAAACCAGCCUUCUCCAUUCAGGAGUCUACUAUCUACAAUGGGCCAUUACACACAUCCUUUGUUUCACAUUUUCUAUUGUCUGUGCUUCCCACACUUGACAACUGCGAAACAACGUGAGCAGCACUCAUGCCGGGAGAAGCGUUUGGCUUCCCCUUUUGUGUGUCCUGAGCAGGCAGAGUCUGACAUGCACGGGUCUGAGGUUGUGUGGCCCGAAGUCAAGAUUCGCUUCUUGAACAGAAGCUGUUCCCUGCAUUUUAAUUCUUUAAGAUGGAUUUUGGUUUGUUUUAAAGGGAGAAAGGUAAAGAGUUCAACUCAUAUAUGAAAGCAAAGAAAUGGAAAACAGGCCCAAAUCUAAAAAUAGGAAAAAGAUUGGCUUUUUCAAAGGUUCAUCUUAUAGAACUGCCUCUUUGUAACUUCUGGGUAAUCUACUAAGGAGAGGGUCAGUUCUUACCCCUGCGCCCCUUGGCUUCUGUGGCAUUUUACAAAGGUUUAUUAAAUGGAAUUGAUUCCCCUCAAAGCUUUGAAAAAUAAAUGCUUCAACAUACAAAGAAGAAUCAUGUAAGGUUUUUACUCUCCCUGUAAAUGCAGUGACAUUUGCCAUGAAUUUACAGCUGUGGGUUUCCCGUCUGUGGCGCUUUAUCUCCUCCUGGGUACUAUUUGCCAUUUCAUUAAACUGCCACCAGGCAGAUGGCAUUGGCUGGUUUGUGGGCUCACUGGGGAACUACACAGGCUUUCCAUGAGUACAGUUUAGGGAAUUCAGCUACUUCUCAAUUAUGCUUGUUUUCCCUAUAAAAAUGAAACUAUUAAACUAAUAAAGCAUACACCAUA
This is a messenger RNA of Diceros bicornis minor, 3178 nucleotides long. It is a transcript of the gene ELP3, whose product is annotated as elongator acetyltransferase complex subunit 3. Gene Ontology annotation, biological process: tRNA wobble base 5-methoxycarbonylmethyl-2-thiouridinylation. The coding region runs from base 74 to 1717 and encodes 547 amino acids. The transcript has 15 exons. Gene Ontology annotation, cellular component: elongator holoenzyme complex; cytoplasm; nucleus. The record is from RefSeq and is a predicted model, not a curated record. NCBI's taxonomy places the organism in Eukaryota, Metazoa, Chordata, Mammalia, Perissodactyla, Rhinocerotidae. Gene Ontology annotation, molecular function: acyltransferase activity, transferring groups other than amino-acyl groups; iron-sulfur cluster binding.